Molecule: messenger RNA, 3854 nt
Organism: Papaver somniferum (opium poppy)
Lineage: Eukaryota; Viridiplantae; Streptophyta; Magnoliopsida; Ranunculales; Papaveraceae
Product: ABC transporter A family member 7-like
Exons: 19
Coding region: 402-3287 (961 amino acids)
Biological process (GO): lipid transport; transmembrane transport
Cellular component (GO): intracellular membrane-bounded organelle; membrane
Molecular function (GO): ATP hydrolysis activity; ABC-type transporter activity; lipid carrier activity
Source: RefSeq, a predicted model, not a curated record
AACUUCAGGUUGAAAAGAAAUUAGCUUUUAAAAACAUUUCAAUCCCAAGAUCUAAUUGUAAGAAAGUCUUAAAUUAAUUAUUUUGUUUUUGUUUUUCAUUCGUUUUUGGAAAACAAGGAAACCGCCAUAAGUUCUAAUUGUUUUUUUUAAUCUAUUUAUAGUUCUACCUAUUUCAAGCCAAAGAAUUGGUGGAAUUUGAAACGAAAUCGCAUGUUCUCUGCUUUAAUUGAAUAGGGCAAGUAGUGGAGAUUUGUUGUUUAUAAUCUGGAAAUCGAUAUCACCAGGGAUACAUAGUAACUGUAUUUUCGAAAUUUAAUUAGAAACACGUUCCUAAUGUAUUUAUGACCUAUAUAUAUCUAGGUUACUUUCUUGUACAUAGCUUUUGAAAGCUUCUGAAGAAGAUGGGGAAAUCAAGUUUUGGAACCCAAGCAAAUGCUUUGUUUCUGAAAAACAUUGUAUUUCAGCAAAGAAAUCUUGCGGAAAAUGUUAGGCUUAUUCUAUUCCCUGUUCUUUUAUGUGCUGGGAUUUUGGUGGCGCAAUUCGUAGCCUCAAAAUUGAGAAACAUUCAUGCGGAUGGCAAGCAUAAUCCGAUGUCGAUAGUUUUCGGUACUUCUGACGCUGUACUAACACCUGAAAAGAUCCCUGCAUUUUUGCAAAUACCUCUUCCUGAAGCUCGUGCAGUGAGAACCGGGUUUAUUCCAUAUCAAGACUUGCCUGAUAAAUCAUGUAAAGCAACAGGUUCCUGUCCAGUAACAAUACUUGUUACAGGGAAGAAUGAAUCUCUUGGGAAAAGUGUCAUAAAGAACCUAUUCAAUAGUGCACAUUUGAGCUUUUCUCCGCGGAGGCAAGUUUCCUUGAAUUCUUCAACUCCUAUUGAUACAAAUGAUCUUCUCAUGGGGGAACGGGAACAUAUACCUAGUUACAUAAGAGCUGUCAAAAAGAUGAUUUCAAAGUACGAAGUAAUUAAACCCCAGUGCAAACAUAAAGCUAAAGUUCUUAUUCUUCUCAAAACGGCGUCCGUUAAUGAUACAGCAGAGGUAACGUGUGCUCCAGGUUUAGGCCUUUGGCGCAAUAACUCUUUGUUGGUAAAUGAUGAGCUCUUUAAGGGCUAUGCGGAAGGAAAUUCAGAAAAUGAAGCUAACGAGAUCCUUGGAGCUUAUGAUUUCUUAAACACCGAUGAGACUAACUUCAAUUUGAGUAUCUGGUAUAACUCGACAUAUGACAAGCAUUCUACGUUACUACGUGCUGUGAAUAUGGCUUCCAAUGCGUAUCUCAAAUUCUUGAAUGGCACGGGUAUAAAGAUGCUAUUAGAUUUUGUGGAAGGUAUGCCCAUGCCUCCUCAGAAUGACUUGGCAGGCGGCUUGGAUUCAUUCAUUGGUGGUUCUCUUCCACUCUUCUUCACAUGGGUCAUCUUGCAGCUUUUUCCUGUUAUAGUGACAACCCUGGUUUAUGAGAAGCAGCAAAAUUUAAGGAUGAUGAUGAAAAUGCAUGGACUUGGAGAUGGUCCUUACUGGAUGAUAACAUAUUUAUAUUUUCUUAUCCUUUCUUUUGCCUACAUGUUAUGUCUUAUGGUAUCCGGUAAUCUCAUAGGUAAGAAAUUUCACAUUUCAUUCGAAUUUUGUUGCUUUAGUUCACGUCCUAUGCGCUCAAGAAUGUCACUAAUUGAAAAAGCAAUAAUCUCCUUUUCAGGGAUGUCGAUCUUCAAAUUUACUGAACUGAGCGUACAAUUUGCAUUCUAUUUCAUAUACAUAAACCUACAGAUUUCUUUUGGUUUUCUAUUGGCGACAGCAUUUUCAAAUGUUAAGACAGCUACAGUAAUUGCACACAUGUAUGUAUUUGGAUCGGGACUCAUUGCAACGUUUGUAUUCAAGAGUCUCGUCGAAUCCACAUCGUUUUCAAGAGGUUGGAUUGUCAUAUUAGAGAUGUGUCCUGCCUUUUCUCUAUAUCGUGGGCUUUAUGAAUUCCAAGACUACUCCCAAAGAACAUCUUAUGUAGGUCAUCUCGUUAAAAUGAGUUGGAAGGAUGUGAAUGAUGGUGAGGAUGGGAUGAGAGGAGUCUUUCUUCUCAUGAUCGUAGAGUGGUUUGUAAUACUUAUUGUUUCCUAUUAUUUGGAUCAAGUUGUAUCCGCAGGUAGUGGUGUUAGAAAGCAUCCACUGUUUUUCCUAAAUAAAUCGAAGAAGCCACCGGCUUCUUAUCAGCAACCAACUACCCAGACACAGCAGCCAAACAUUCAUGUUGAAAUUGAAAAACCUGAUGUUUCCCAAGAGAGGGAAAAGGUAAAAGAGUUAAUGCUGAAAAAUGAUACAAGUCAUUCCAUCGUCUGUGAUACACUCAAAAAAGUUUAUCCAAGUAGAGAUGGUAACCCUGAAAAAUUGGCAGUAAGAGGGUUGUCUCUUGCUUUGGAGCGAGGGGAAUGUUUUGGUAUGCUCGGUCCUAAUGGUGCUGGUAAAACCUCUUUCAUUAGUAUGAUGAUUGGGCUCACUAAACCAACCUCUGGCGUGGCAUUAGUUAAUGGAUUGGACUUAGCAACUGAGAUGGACGAAAUAUAUUCCAGCAUGGGUGUGUGCCCCCAACAUGACCUGCUCUGGGAAUGCUUAACAGCUAGAGAGCACCUUUUAUUUUAUGGUAGACUGAAGAACCUCAAAAAUUCAGCCUUAACGGAGGCAGUGGAAGAAUCUCUAAAGAGUGUGAACCUAUUUCAUGGAGGUGUUGCCGAUAAACAAGCUCAAACUUAUAGUGGUGGGAUGAAGAGGCGGCUUAGUGUUGCCAUUUCGUUGAUUGGGGAUCCUAAGGUGGUUUAUAUGGAUGAACCUAGUACGGGACUGGAUCCAGCUUCAAGAAACCAGUUGUGGAAUAUCGUGAAACGUGCAAAGAAAGACCGGGCUAUUAUUCUUACCACUCAUUCAAUGGAAGAGGCGGAAGCACUAUGUGACCGGUUGGGCAUCUUUGCAGACGGAAGCUUGCAGUGCAUAGGAAAUCCGAAAGAGCUAAAAGCGAGAUAUGGAGGAUCAUAUGUGUUUACAAUGACAACAUCUGUGAGCCUAGAAAAUGAAGUGGAGAACUUGGUACGUCAAUUUUCUUCAAAUGCAAACAAAAUCUACCACCUGUCCGGCACCCAAAAGUUUGAAAUUCCUAAGAAAGAUGUAAGGAUUGGAGACGUUUUCCGAGCAGUUGAAAAUGCAAAGUCGAGGUUCACGAUCAAUGCAUGGGGUCUGACUGAUACCACCUUGGAGGAUGUUUUCAUCAAGGUAGCUCAAGCCGCACUUGCAUCAACAUCCACCAUGUAGUAGUUGUAAAAGCUUCUCCUAGUCUGAAUUAAAAUCAUUGAGCUGCAGAUGUGAAUCCUUCUAUUACUACCUUCAGAAGAUAUUAAACCUAUCUUUGAUUCAACAACUGGUUUCACUGUUUCCUCUCCUGCUAUUAUGUCCACUUCGACCACAGGUUCGAAAAUUUCGCAGAGCUUUAAUACUUCUUGUCUUGAUUUCACUUGACCUCAACUUGUAGCAGGUUUUUCGGUUAUGUCCUCUUUCUCCACAAAGCCCGCAUUUGAAUUUUCUAACUAGUGAUCCAUCCUUAAGAAAUUCUGGACAGUAAUGUCUUCUAUGGCCUUCCCUUUCGCAGUUACUGCAGUAAAAUCUUGCAUAUGAAUGAUCUUAAACAAGAAAGCAAGAAGUACCUUUCAUUGCAAGGCUUCUCUUGCGACGAUUUUCAGGAUCAUGGAAGAAAGCUUUCACAGAAUCAGAUGCCCUCUUCCUUGCUUCAGCAGUCCCUUUAGCUUUCUGCAAUGCAAAAAAUUAGUAAUUCAUAUGUGAUGAAGUUAUGUAAUUGUUCUUCAACCAGAUUAUGUUCAGAUG